Pectinophora gossypiella (pink bollworm) is the source of this 582-nucleotide messenger RNA. RefSeq lists its product as uncharacterized. Bases 1 to 582 code for a protein of 193 amino acids. The record is from RefSeq and is a predicted model, not a curated record. Lineage: Eukaryota; Metazoa; Arthropoda; Insecta; Lepidoptera; Gelechiidae. The transcript has 6 exons.
AUGGUUGCUAUCAAGAAGUCAGAAAAGAACAAGCAGAAACCAGAACCAGAAAGCGAAGACCAAAUAGGCCUUGGAUGGCAAACUGAAGAGCUUGUUAUACAAAUAGAAGACGAACCGGGUGACGCGAAGGGCAAAAAUAAUGAUGAAAAGGAAAAAAAAGAAAAUCCAACUUGCGAUGCGGAGCUUUCUGAUAAACUAAGGCGCGAACACAUUAUAAAUAUGUUAACAGAAAAACAACCGGAAGCUGUAAUUGGCGGCGAAAAGCGAUACAUUGUAGCAUAUUUUGAAAAAGCGCCGCCGACGGGCGAGCAAUUUCACUAUGAAAAUGGUAACAGGAACGAUUUUGUCCGUCUAGUCUUCCUUAUAGUGUUCUGCAUGUUAGUCGUCACCGCAGCAUUUACUUUUGCUACGUAUAAUCUGAAAGCAGUACAGAAGGCGUUUCGUACCUUGCCUUUUUUAAUUGCCUUCAUUGUUUGUUGUGUGAUGACUAUAGUUUUGGAAUACAUAUUUUGUCUGUCUUCCUGCUCUCGAAGUGUGCCGUGUAACUAUAUAUUGCUUGUUAUAGCGAGAUGGCAACCCUAA